Molecule: messenger RNA, 762 nt
Organism: Metopolophium dirhodum (rose-grain aphid)
Lineage: Eukaryota; Metazoa; Arthropoda; Insecta; Hemiptera; Aphididae
Exons: 1
Coding region: 1-762 (253 amino acids)
Source: RefSeq, a predicted model, not a curated record
AUGGUGGAGUUGCAAGUUUCGACAGAUUUAUCGUCCACCGAGUUGUCAGUAACGGCACCUGCCACUGCAGAAGUUGACGAGAUCGAGGCGCCGUCCAACAUCUCGUCAUCUUUGCCACAUGUUCGGCCGAUCGAAGCCGACGUGCUACAGUCAAGUCUGAUGUGUAACACGGCAGCAGUGCAGUUUGAUGGUGCCGAGUUUGAAAACUGUUCGACGAAACCAUCGGUCCAUCAGGCUGCAAAUGGUAUCCAGGAUAUGGUGGUAACCCGCGGCGGCUGCAGUGACGCAGUCACGAACCCGACGGUAACCGCGGUAUUUCCCAGACACGAUGUACUCGAUAUCGAGUUACCUUCCGUUGCAUCCAUGGUGGAGUUGCAAGUUUCGACAGAUUUAUCGUCCACCGAGUUGUCAGUAACGGCACCUGCCACUGCAGAAGUUGACGAGAUCAAGGCGCCGUCCAACAUCUCGUCAUCUUUGCCACAUGUUCGGCCGAUCGAAGCCGACGUGCUGCAGUCUAGUCCGGCGCACAACACGGCAGCGUUGCAGUUUGACGGUGACGAGUCUAUAAAUUGUUCGGCGAAACCAUCGGUCUACCAGGCAAAUGGUAUCCGGGAUAUGGUGGUAACCCGCGGCGGCUGCAGUGAUGCAGUCACGAACCCGACGGUAACCGCGGUAAUUCCCAAACGCCGCUCUCUGUGGAGCCGGACGAAGAGAUUCGUCCGGCGAAUGCUUUGUUGCGGCCGCGGCGCUGUAUCGGCAUAG